GCCCUACAUAUACUCAGGUGCGCCGCACCUGUCCACCGCACCUGCCCGCGAGCAGCUUCGCUAGCUAACGCGGAGCCCGGGGCCCACCGCCCGGGGCCUUUGCAGAUCCCGGCGUCCAGAACCGCGCCCGGAAAGCCCCUCGGGCCUCGAUACUAGCAGGGCCACAGAGCGCCAGAGGGGAGCGCCUGGCCCGGUGGGUCGCUUUUGUCUGCUACCCGCCCUCCCAGCUAGCCUGUUCCCGCUCUUGUGGGGGACCCCGCCCCGCCGGAGAGGUACAUUUCUGUUUACUUCGGGGGACGGAGAUUUGCAGUUACUCGGCUGAAACUUUUUUUUUUUGUCUUGUUGAGUGACUUAGGACUUUACCAACUUUUCUUUUGUGGGGUUGCUCCCAAGACUUCCUUUACUGCAAGAUCGCCUGCCCGGCACCCCCAAGUCUUCUCGGAGGGCGGCGAUGGCCAACUCGGGCCUGCAGCUGCUGGGCUUUUCCAUGGCCCUGCUGGGCUGGGUGGGCUUGCUGGCGUGCACUGCCAUCCCGCAGUGGCAGAUGAGCUCUUACGCGGGCGACAACAUCAUCACGUCCCAGGCCGUGUACAAGGGGCUGUGGAUGGAGUGCGUCAUACAGAGCACGGGUGUGAUGAGCUGCAAAAUUUACGACUCGGUGCUCGCCCUGCCGGCGGCCCUGCAGGCCACUAGAGCCCUAAUGGUGAUAUCUCUGGUGUUGGGCUUCCUGGCCAUGACCGUGGCGACGAUGGGCAUGAAGUGUACAAACUGUGCAGGAGAUGACAAGGUGAAAAAGGCCCGAAUAGCCAUGACUGGAGGCAUAAUAUUUAUCGUGGCAGGUCUUGCUGCCCUGACAGCUUGCUCCUGGAGUGGCCACCAGAUUGUCACAGACUUUUAUAACCCACUGGUCCCCAUGAAUACUAAGUUUGAGUUUGGGCCUGCCAUCUUUAUUGGCUGGGCAGGCUCUGCUCUGGUCCUCCUGGGAGGCGCACUGCUCUCUUGUUCCUGUCCUAGGAGGGAGAGCAAAACUGGAUACAGUGCACCCCGCUCCUACCCGAAGCCCAACUCUGCCAAGGAGUACGUGUGAGCUAGCACCCUGUGCCCCAGCCUAUCAGCCCGGGGACCUAACAGGACCUGGGGCACAGAGCUCAGCCUGUGGGCAGGGUGAGGAGUGGCAGCCUCCCAGUUGUUCCAGUCCUGCACACUAUGUACAGUUCCUUGAGGGGUUGGUAAGGGAAAUGAAAAAAGGAGGGGGGAGGGUGUGCUUUUUGUACAGUAAUAAAAAAUGUUUUGGAAAA
Erinaceus europaeus (western European hedgehog) is the source of this 1298-nucleotide messenger RNA. RefSeq names its product claudin 7 (gene CLDN7). Lineage: Eukaryota; Metazoa; Chordata; Mammalia; Eulipotyphla; Erinaceidae. The transcript is spliced from 4 exons. Gene Ontology annotation, cellular component: bicellular tight junction; plasma membrane. The record is from RefSeq and is a predicted model, not a curated record. Gene Ontology annotation, molecular function: structural molecule activity. Bases 452 to 1087 code for a protein of 211 amino acids. Gene Ontology annotation, biological process: bicellular tight junction assembly; cell adhesion.